Prunus avium (sweet cherry) is the source of this 3076-nucleotide messenger RNA. Its product is annotated as Pentatricopeptide repeat (PPR) superfamily protein. The record is from RefSeq and is a predicted model, not a curated record. NCBI's taxonomy places the organism in Eukaryota, Viridiplantae, Streptophyta, Magnoliopsida, Rosales, Rosaceae. Gene Ontology annotation, molecular function: protein binding; mRNA binding.
CUGUCCGUCUUCCUUGUCAAUAUUGUCGAACAGUACAUUUCCCAGGAGGUAGUGCUUAGCUUGCUAGUACCAGCAGCAACCUAUCCAAAAAACCAAACCAUGGCUCUCAUAAGCCAACACCUCACUCUUCCUCCACCAUUUCCCUUCCUUCACAAUCACUCUCCAAACUCUCCCUUCUCAAACCCUUGCCUCUUUAUGUUCUCCAAAAACCUCAGACUUUUCUCUCUGCACGCAGCUUCCUCCUCCUCCACUCCCACUCCCAAUUCUCACUCCUCAACCCCCAUUUUCCUUCCCUUUCUCCAAGACGACGACGACGACGAAGAAGAAGAAGAAGAAGAAGCAGAAGACCUGCAAGAACUUGAAGAAGAAGAAGAAGAGGAGGACCCAGAUGAUCCAAUUCUCAGAUUCUUCAAGUCUCGCAGUUCAACCCAGGACCCUCAACGUGAAGGCAAGCUCUCUCUUCAAAAGAACCGUCGCUCUUCUUGGCGUUUAGCUGACGAUACCCAACUCGUAGACGAAUCAGAAACUGACUCUGGCAUCGAAGGAGUGCUUGAACAACAAAGGGAACAAGCCAGACCAUUGAAUUUUGAUUCAAGGGCGUUGUCUGAGGAAAUUGUCGAAGAAAUUUUGCAAAAAGCAAGGACGUUGCCGCAAAACUUGACAUUGGGAGAGGUAUUGGGAGGUUUUGAAGGAAGGGUUGGUGAGAAAGAGUCUGUGAAAGUGUUGGAGUUGAUGGGCAAGGAGGGCCUUUUAAUGGGUUGCUUGUAUUUCUAUGAGUGGAUGGGUUUGCAGGAAACUUCUCUAGUUACUCCUAGGGCGUGUUCAGUUUUGUUUCCCAUGUUGGGGAGAGCUGGAAUGGGCGAUAAGUUGAUGAUUUUGUUUAGGAAUUUACCAGCUAAGAAGGAGUUCAGGGAUGUUCACGUUUAUAAUGCUGCAAUUUCUGGCUUAAUGUGCUCUAAGAGGUAUGAUGAUGCUUGGGAGGUAUAUGAGGCAAUGGAAGCAAAUAAUACACUUCCGGAUCAUGUGACAUGUUCAAUUAUGAUUACUGUCAUGAGAAAAGUUGGCCGUAGUGCAAAAGAUUCAUGGCAGUUCUUUGAGAGAAUGAAUAGGAAAGGCGUCAAAUGGAGUCAAGAAGUUUUGGGUGCUCUUAUAAAAUCAUUCUGUGAUGAGGGGCUGAAAAGUGAAGCCCUUAUCAUUCAAGUAGAAAUGGAGAAGAAAGGGAUCUCAUCAAAUGCCAUUGUUUAUAAUACUUUAAUGGAUGCUUUUUGUAAUUCCAACCAAGUUGAAGAAGCUGAAGGUCUCUUUGCUGAGAUGAAAUCAAGAGGCGUCAAACCAACAGCAGCCACCUUCAAUAUUUUAAUGAGUGCAUACAGCAGAAAAAUGCAGACUGAGAUUGUUGAGAAGCUGCUGGUAGAAAUGCAGGAUAUGGGAUUGGAGCCAAAUGUCAAAUCCUAUACAUGUCUUAUCAGUGCGUAUGGGAGGCAGAAGAAGAUGAGUGACAUGGCUGCAGAUGCAUUUUUGAGGAUGAAGAAAGCUGGUAUAAGUCCAACUUCACAUUCUUAUACAGCUCUCAUUCAUGCAUUUUCAGUCAGUGGUUGGCAUGAGAAAGCUUACAUUGCAUUUGAGAACAUGCAAAAAGAAGGCUUAAAGCCCUCCAUAGAAACAUAUACUGCUUUACUGGAUGCAUUUAGGCGUGCUGGGGACGCGCAGAUGUUGAUGAAAAUAUGGAAAUUGAUGAUCAAAGAGAAGAUUGAGGGGACUAAGGUGACAUUCAACACUCUUCUUGAUGGAUUUGCUAAACAAGGUCACUAUAUUGAAGCAAGAGAUGUGAUUUCUGAAUUUGGAAUUAUAGGUUUGCAGCCAACAGUGAUGACAUAUAAUAUGCUGAUGAAUGCAUAUGCACGGGGAGGGCAACACUCAAAGUUGCCGCAGCUGUUGAAAGAGAUGGCAGCUCUCAAUUUAAAACCUGAUUCUGUAACAUACUCGACCAUGAUCUAUGCCUAUGUCCGUGUUCGUGAUUUCAAAAGAGCAUUUUUCUACCACAAGCAAAUGGUAAAAAGUGGACAAAUGCCAGAUGCCAGGUCUUAUGAGAAGCUUAGGGCAAUUUUGGAUGUAAAAGCUGCAAGAAAGAACAAGAAGGACAAGAGUGCUAUACUCGGUAUAAUUAAUAGCAAAAUGGGGUUGUUGAAAAUUAAGAAGAAGGGAAAGAAAGAUGAGUUCUGGAAGAACAAGAAAAAGCCCUACGUGAGAACUGAUAACUCACAGUGAUAAUCCUAUUAAUGGAGUUGUGGCACGAAGGCCUAUCUUCAGCUCAUCAUAUUCUGGCAUUCCCUUCAAACUUUCAGAAAGUUUACCAGAUAGUUGUUUCGUCUCAGGGCACACUGUCUAAGUUGGGAACUUGGAGAAAAGCAAAACCACACCAAAGUUUUAUGGUGAAAGUCUCUACAAGAUUUGUAAGGCCCUUUGCUAAACAAGAGGAUUGGCUGCAGCUGAUGUAUGCCAGUUUCCAUUAAUGUGACUAGUCUAAUCUUAUUCGGCUGACUGACACCCAUUGAAGAUUAGUAGGCUUACAGAUUCUUGUUCUUCCUGGUGCACAUGUCCCAGGCAGAUUUCUCUUCCCAGGUCCACUUCUUUUCUAGGGUUGGCCGUGGCCUCUUCAGUCUUCAAGAGGACAAUAGCAACUCCAUAUACAGUCGUAAUUAUUCCAAAAUCCAGUUGCAACAUCUUUUUCAUAUGCUUUGAUACGAAGAAUCAUCAUGAUAUCCGGCUUUCUUUGAAAAUCUAAGAAUGAAAGGAACCGCAUGAGAAUCAGGAAGCCGAAAUCUCUUGAGAAUCAACCUUGUCUGAUUGGUGAACUAGAACUCCAUUCACAUCAAGUUGAUGAAGGCUCAACUUAACGGUUUUUCAAUAUAGUUCUGGUUUACACUUCUAGUUACUUUAGGUUUGUUGCACUUGUUCUCUAACUUUCGGUUCAAUGAAAGUUCGAAUUUUCAUUUCUUUACGUUAUUCUGCAAAAAUUCUUGGGUAGGGCGGUCACACUGCAGUGUAAGUAAUAUCUUACUUGUUGACUUAUUAA